This is a messenger RNA of Phoenix dactylifera (date palm), 1377 nucleotides long. Lineage: Eukaryota; Viridiplantae; Streptophyta; Magnoliopsida; Arecales; Arecaceae. The record is from RefSeq and is a predicted model, not a curated record.
UGUGUUGUAUUUGCAGGAAAAAAACUUAUUCUAUAAGUUAUUCUUAUAAAUUCCACUUGUAAUCAUCACAUUGUAGAAUCCUACGGAGCUGGAUGGCUUAAGAAUGGCACAUAUUCGAGAUGGUGCAGCUGUUGUUCAGUUUCUUGUUUGGCUGGAUAAUCAGAUGCAAGAGAUUUAUGGAGCUUCUGGUUACUUCUACGAAUCAGAGGGAACACAUAAGAGAAAACAUCUGGAUUCUAUGAAACUAACAGAGGUAUCUGUGAGUGAUAAAUUGGAGGGUUUCCGUGCAAAGCAAGAGAAAUUCAAAGGAUUAAGUUUCCCAACGAUUUCAUCAGUUGGUCCAAAUGCAGCAGUUAUUCACUAUGCACCAGAGGCAAAUACAUGUGCUGAACUUGAUGCUAACAGCAUCUAUCUAUUUGAUUCAGGGGCACAGUAUCUAGAUGGAACGACUGAUAUAACAAGAACUGUGCAUUUUGGGAAACCUUCAUUUCAUGAGAAAUCGUGCUUUACUACUGUCCUCAAAGGCCAUAUUGCUUUGGAUACUGCUAAAUUUCCUAAUGGAACAACUGGACAUGCUCUUGAUAUUCUUGCUCGGAUCCCAUUGUGGAAGGAUGGCCUCGAUUAUCGACAUGGUACUGGUCAUGGAAUUGGUUCUUAUCUAAAUGUUCACGAAGGCCCUCAUCUAAUUAGCUUUAGACCUCAUGCUCGGAAUGUGCCGCUGCAAGCAUCAAUGACUGUGACUGAUGAGCCAGGUUAUUAUGAAGAUGGAAACUUCGGUAUCAGAUUAGAGAAUGUUCUUAUAGUUAAAGAAGCCCACACAAAGUUUAAUUUCGGUGAAAAGGGCUACUUAGCAUUUGAGCACAUAACGUGGGCACCGUACCAGAAAAAACUGAUGGAUUUGACCUUGCUGACGCCAGAAGAGAUUGAAUGGAUAAAUGCUUACCAUGCUGACUGCAGAAAAGCUUUGGCACCAUAUCUCAGUGAGCAGGAGAUGGAAUGGCUGAAGAAGGCUACUGAACCCAUCCACGUAAGCGCGUGAACUACUGCUCGAGGCUUUCAUCUGCUUACUUCUCCAUGUGUGCCCAAUCCCGUCAAAUUAUCUGGAGGAAUUCUCCUCAAAUAGCUCUGAACUGUUGUCUUUAGACAAUAUAUGCUGUAAACUAUCUGCAGCCUUGCUUGCAUAGAUGGAUUCGUAUGACAUAUUAUAUCCAUCGGUGGAAAUCUGACACACACUUUGGAGUUACUCUUCUCUUAUAAUCAUUGAAAGAAGGGUUGGGGGGGAUUAUCCCUUCUUCGAAAAGGGUGUUAAGAACAAAGGAAUUCUCUUGCAUCAAUUUUUUGCAACAAUAAAUAUUGAUAUGAAUAUCUUAAUAUCCA